Messenger RNA from Aphanomyces astaci, 591 nucleotides. RefSeq lists its product as hypothetical. Bases 1 to 591 code for a protein of 196 amino acids. The transcript has 2 exons. The record is from RefSeq and is a predicted model, not a curated record. Lineage: Eukaryota; Oomycota; Saprolegniomycetes; Saprolegniales; Verrucalvaceae.
AUGAAACCAACCGCGUUCUUCACUCCGAUGACCUUGAUCAUGACCAUGAUGGUCCAAGAUGCUUCUGCCCACGGCCGUCUGCUCGUGCCUCCACACCGUGGCUACAUUGGCAAACUGCCCCAAUUCAGUGGCCUUGUACCCAUCAACUUCAGCGACCACGGCCUCAGCGGUGGCGGCAUUGGCCAAACCAAGGGCGGCAAACACGGGAUCUGUGGCGACUCGUACUCUGGAAAGCGCUUGCACGAGACUGGCGGUGAAUUCGCCAAGUUUCCCCAACAUCGCGAAAAGGUCAUCGGGGCCUGCUACGCCCCCGGGUCCACUAUGGACCUUCAAGUCCAAAUCACGGCCAACCACAAGGGGUACUUUGAGUUUGGACUGUGCAAACUGAACUCGCGCAACGACAUGGAAACGGAAGAUUGCUUCAAGACGCUUGUCCAGCCCAACGGCGAAAAGGACUGCCAAUUGCCAGCAGGGGCCAAGACCUUCAACAUGCAGGGAUGGAGUGCGCUACUUACGGGAUGGAGGCGCCGUUCAAGCCAUUCUGGCUGCCAAGGCAGCCGAGGCGGAGACGCGCGGGCUUGCGCCCGCUGA